Molecule: messenger RNA, 15954 nt
Organism: Coregonus sp. 'balchen'
Lineage: Eukaryota; Metazoa; Chordata; Actinopteri; Salmoniformes; Salmonidae
Source: the annotation of a GenBank genome assembly
UGUGGUUUCGGGUUGAUCCGAGUCUUUUGGCUGUGUGUCAGGCUGUCUGCCUACUGUAUUGUACUGUGAGAAGGCAGGCAGAUAGGGGGCACCUCAGCAAAAUCUCCCGCUCAACUUCACAUUCAACCCCCCUACGAACUUACCUUCUAAUUUCAACGCGUUUUAAAACCGACCACAGGACUUAAACAUCUGAUCGCUUUAUUUAUUGAUUCUAUUUUCGGUUAGUUUAUGGUUUGUGUUUUUACACUCCGGGAGGGCAGAAAUGGCCGCCAACAUGUACCGGGUCGGAGGUAUGUCACAUUGUUUUUUGAUAUAGUCGAAACAUGCUAAUUUUAUAUCAAUGCAGCGAAUGUGUGUUACAUUAUCUUAUAUAUACACCUAUAGUGUCAUUUCUGAUAUUAUACAUGUAAACGCGUGCUGUCAUUUACCAGAGAAACGCACGGAUUUCCAAAUAUUUGGGAUUCUAAUGGGUCAGGCCUCGCGACUAUCGUGGCCAUACCAGUUAGCUAGCAUGCUACACCAUAAACAUUUACAAUUUUUUACUUAUUUUCACGUUAUAUCCCAUUUAAUCCACACAUGCACGGCAUGUUUUGAUGUGUGCGUGUUUGAUUGACUUUAUUGUUGUUUGGAAAAGGUCCUUUGUAUUUGGCUCCUUUUUGGCACGCAUCCAUGUAUUACGGCUCCUUCUUGCGUUAGCUACCAGCUAGCUAACUACCCCCCUGGCUAGAAGGGCAUGCUUUGUUGCCAAUGCAAUGAAUUAUCUUAACCGUUAUAAUAACGCUCUAUUGUUUGACAGUGUGAAGGGAAUGGCCCAUACAUCUGUAUUUGGUAGUUUUACUGUUGCUCAUAUUCAAUGAGCUACCUAACUAGCUAUGUGGUUAGCUUUACCAGGUUAGCCACCUAACAGUUAGAUAGCUGUUGAUGGCAUCCGACAUUGUCUCAUGAUGGCGUCGCGUGAAUGAAUCUUUCACGUUUGUGAGGAUAGCCAGUAGCUAGCUACUGUGUUAUGAUAAUUAUCCCACAACAUCUGGGCAACAAAGUCGGCGGUAAAGGAUAUUGUCUUGCAUGUAUGAUAACGUUAUAUGUACACACUGCUGGGUGAAAAGAUUAUCUGGCAACAAUGUAACGAUGCUUUUUUUCUACUUGGCUACAGAAUAUCGGAAUGUGUCACGUGAUGUUUGAUUUGUUGUCAUCUUGGAGUGUUUUCCACUUGAUGUCACUGCUGUGUAUUUGCAUUGCAUCAAUAUUAUAAUAUACUGUAUGAUAUUAUUGCUAUGAUAUUAUAUCUACUGAGUUAAUGUGUAAUCUGCCUAUGGGUGAAAGUGGUUGUCUGUGUAUCGCCUGUCUUUCUGAGUAGAGAUGUGAAAUGUGUGUGUGUGUGUGUGUGUGUGUAGUACGGUAGCAAACCUAUUUGAUGAUGGUUGACAGGCAUCUAUAGGUAGAGGUACCACUCAGACCUGAUUGACUUGUUUAACUUUGACCUGAACCACCAACCCUCAGAAAUAAUUUGUGUGUACCCUGGCUCCCAGCUUUUGACUACUGCAGCCUCUACCAAGGGUUCUGGAUCUUUAUGGCACAGACAACAUACAGUGGCCUGGCCCCUUAACUGCAGGGUCACUGGUUUAAGCCCCAUUAGGGGUGUUGAAUUAGGUGUUAGAACAGGGCUGGAAUAAAAGCCUGCACACCCAGUAGUUGUAAUGGAGUAGGUUAUAUGGCAGGCCGUGUGUUAAUGUGAUGUUAUUAUGUUCUCUUCCAGACUAUGUAUUCUUUGAGAAUUCCUCCAGCAACCCUUACCUGAUCCGCCGUAUAGAAGAACUCAACAAGGUACUGCCCGCCCUGGAGUGUGUGUGUGUGUGUGUGUGUGUGUGUGUGUACAUACGUAAUUAAAGUACUCUGGCUGAUGUGCCUGAGGAGGGAAUAGGUGGAAUGCCUGUCUGUUUUGUGACUUUCCCUCUCCUCACCUGCGCUAGUGUGUGUGUGCAUGUGAGAUUGUGUGUUUAAUAUGAUCCAUAGCGACAGAUGUUACCUGCCUAAAACUGUCAUUUUCAACCGGCAGGUGAGAAUGGGCACACUUCCUCCCUUCCCCCUCACUCUCCAUCCGUACUAGGGAUGUGACCAAUGGAAACAAUUUCUUAACAUUUAGACUGCCAUUUUUGUAUCGGUUUUCCGAUAAAACAAUAAGAAAAUUAAUAAAGUUCCACAUUAAUUCACAAUGCAGAUGGUCUACAUCGCGCAUCCCGCGGAGAGACACAUUUAUAAUUUACGCUGCUGGUGCUCUUGCUUUUCAUGAGAGUGGCGUGUGUAGCUUGUUGUUAUCGUCCAAUCACAAGUCAUCAAACUGGCACUAGGCUACAGUCAAGGAGCCUCCGUGUGGCUAGUUAUUAGGAGAUAUCUAGGCUCAUCAAUGGAAGAUGGAAUUAAAAUUACUGAACUAAAAGUUAAAUGAGAAGGACGGGCUACACCACCAAGAGCCAACAGGUAGGCUGCUAUUUAAUAAUCUGAGUGGAGUUGUUAUUUACUGUAGGAUUAGGAAGAGGACAAAGCGCACAGUUCAAGUUACAAUAUGUAGUCUCAAUUAACCUACCUAACGUUAGCUAGCUGAACUACCGUCUCUCCGUUUGAUGCAGUCAAUACAUGUACUAUGUAAUCAGAUGAGAUGAUACAGUGGGGGAAAAAAGUAUUUAGUCAGCCACCAAGUGUGCAAGUUCUCCCACUUAAAAAGAUGAGAGGCCUGUAAUUUUCAUCAUAGGUACACGUCAACUAUGACAGACAAAAUGAGAAUUUUUUUUCCAGACAAUCACAUUGUAGGAUUUUUAAUGAAUUUAUUUGCAAAUUAUGGUGGAAAAUAAGUAUUUGGUCAAUAACAAACGUUUCUCAAUACUUUUAUAUACCCUUUGUUGGCAAUGACACAGGUCAAACGUUUUCUGUAAGUCUUCACAAGGUUUUCACACACUUGCUGGUAUUUUGGCCCAUUCCUCCAUGCAGAUCUCCUCUAGAGCAGUGACGUUUUGGGGCUGUCGCUGGCAACACGGACUUUCAACUCCCUCCAAAGAUUUUCUAUGGGGUUGAGAUCUGGAGACUGGCUAGGCCACUCCAGGACCUUGAAAUGCUUCUUACGAAGCCACUCCUUCGUUGCCCGGGCGGUGUGUUUGGGAUCAUUGUCAUGCUGAAAGACCCAGCCACGUUUCAUCUUUAAUGCCCUUGCUGAUGGAAGGAGGUUUUCACUCAAAAUCUCACGAUACAUGGCCCCAUUCAUUCUUUCCUUUACACGGAUCAGUCGUCCUGGUCCCUUUGCAGAAAAACAGCCCCAGAGCAUGAUGUUUCCACCCCCAUGCUUCACAGUAGGUAUGGUGUUCUUUGGAUGCAACUGAGCAUUCUUUGUCCUCCAAACACGACGAGUUGAGUUUUUACCAAAAAGUUCUGUUUUGGUUUCAUCUGACCAUAUGACAUUCUCCCAAUCCUCUUCUGGAUCAUCCAAAUGCACUCUAGCAAACUUCAGACGGGCCUGGACAUGUACUGGCUUAAGCAGGGGGGACACGUCUGGCACUGCAGGAUUUGAGUCCCUGGUGGCGUAGUGUGUUACUGAUGGUAGGCUUUGUUACUUUGGUCCCAGCUCUCUGCAGGUCAUUCACUAGGUCCCCCCGUGUGGUUCUGGGAUUUUUGCUCACCGUUCUUGUGAUCAUUUUGACCCCACGGGGUGAGAUCUUGCGUGGAGCCCCAGAUCGAGGGAGAUUAUCAGUGGUCUUGUAUGUCUUCCAUUUCCUAAUAAUUGCUCCCACAGUUGAUUUCUUCAAACCAAGCUGCUUACCUAUUGCAGAUUCAGUCUUCCCAGCCUGGUGCAGGUCUACAAUUUUGUUUCUGGUGUCCUUUGACAGCUCUUUGGUCUUGGCCAUAGUGGAGUUUGGAGUGUGACUGUUUGAGGUUGUGGACAGGUGUCUUUUAUAAGUUCAAACAGGUGCCAUUAAUACAGGUAACGAGUGGAGGACAGAGGAGCCUCUUAAAGAAGAAGUUACAGGUCUGUGAGAGCCAGAAAUCUUGCUUGUUUGUUGGUGACCAAAUACUUAUUUUCCACCAUAAUUUGCAAAUAAAUUCAUUAAAAAUCCUACAAUGUGAUUUUCUGGAUUUUUUCCCCCUCAAUUUGUCUGUCAUAGUUGACGUGUACCGAUUAUGAAAAUUACAGGCCUCUCAUCUUUUUAAGUGGGAGAACUUGCACAAUUGGUGGCUGACUAAAUACUUUUUUCCCCCACUGUAAAUAACUGGCAUUAAGUUAGUCUACCAGCGCGAGUCAAUUUGUUUGCAAUCUCUCUCCUGCUCCCCUCGUCACUCACAUUUGAGCUGCUGCUCUGCUUCAAGCCUCUCGCUCUACCUCGUGCAUUACAGCUCCCGUUAAUAAAGUAGCAAUUUUUUUUUUGAUUUUGUUCUCCUACUAACGUCACAGCAUUGUUGCAUUGGGUAUUUGUACUUUUUUUUUCUUUUUCUGAUGAUGAUCGGGACCUGUUAGUGGUAGUUUUGUGAUAACUGCAAAGUGAUUUUAAUUUGUGAAGGGGAAAAAAGUUUUUUUUUUUGUUUGUCUUGACUGCAUCAAACGGAGAGACGCCAGUUCAGCUAGCUACCGUUAGGUAGGCUAAUUGAGACUACAUAUUGUAACUUGAACUGUGCGCUUUGUCCACUUCCUAAUCCUACAGUAGAUAACAACUCCAUUCAGAUUAUUAAAUAGCAGCCUACCUGUUGGCUCUUGGUGGUGUAGCCCGUCCUUCUCAUUUAACUUUUAGUUCACUAAUUUUAAUUCCAUCUUCCAUUGAUGAGCCUAGAUAUCUCCUAAUAACUAGCCACACGGAGGCUCCAUGACUGUAGCCUAAUGCCGGUUUUAUGUUCUUAAUGUUAAGGCUCCCAAUUUCUUUUUAAAGUUCACACACCUAAUCCGUACCUCCCUCCCGCUCUCCUCCAUGCUUUUCCUCCAGUGUGUUUAAUCUCAAGAGGAGACAAAACAUCUGUCUGACCAAUCAGGCAAUCAAUCAAUGUAUAGUAUCUUUUUUGUAUAAUGUAUGUAAACCUUGUGUAAAUUCCUCUGUCUGUUUCUGUCUCUAUAUAUUGUCUAUUGCUAGUUGCACCAUAUCACCAAGUAAAAUUCUGGGUAUGUGUAAAUGUACUUAGCAAAUAAAUGAUUUUUCAGUCAGUGUCCUGGAUAUUGGGCCUCAGACGUGUUACAAGUCUCAGACGUGUUACUUAGUCCCCGCCCCUCUCUCUCAGUUCAAUUCAAGACUGUUUUUAAAGUGUUAACUCUCUCUCCCCCUCCCAUAGAUAGCCAGUGGUAAUGUGGAGGAGUAUUAUUUAAUUGUGAUAAAUCUGUGUUCUAAGAUUUUCCUUCACCUCUCUCUCCCUUCAGACGGCCAGUGGCAAUGUGGAGGCCAAGGUGGUGUGUUUCUACAGAAGGAGAGACAUCUCACACAGCCUCAUACAGUUGGCUGACAAACAUGCAAGUAAGUGGCUCUGUGUGUGUGGGUCAGUCUGUCCGUCCGUCCGUAUGUGUGCUUUUGUGUAUUAGUGUAACACUAGGCGGUAGCUGAAUGUCUGGAGAGUUUCCAGAGCCAUACAGCAGGGGUCCAGGCUCAGACGGUCAUGUUUAAUGUGUGUGUAUGUGCAGAGGACCUAGAGGAGGAUAAAGAGGAGGAGAAAGAGAGUCCGUUGGAGGCGGAGCUGACCGACAAACAGAAACACCAGUUACGCCACAGAGAACUGUUCCUCUCCCGCCAGUAUGAGAGUCUACCAGCCACACAUAUCAGGUACCCCCCCCCCCCCCCCCCCCCCCGUAAGAGGCAGUAUGCCUGGAUGUUAACACAGACAACCAUGCUCAUUUUCUCUCCUUUCACUCCCCAACUCUUUGUCUCACCCCUCGCCGUCUCUCUGCUCUUUCUCAGGGGGAAGUGUAGUGUGGCAUUGUUGAAUGAGACUGAAGCUGUCCUCUCCUACCUGGACAAAGAGGUAAGGGGGCUUGUGUGUGUGCACCAUACAUCCACACCUGCCAUUUAAAAUGCCUCCCAUGCCAUUCUAAUGUGUCAGCUUUGUGUGUGUAUAUAUUGUAAAACGUGUGUGUGUUUUACGUAGGAUACGUUCUUCUACUCGCUGGUCUACGACCCAACCCAAAAGACACUGUUGGCUGAUAAGGGAGAGAUCAGAGUGGGACCACGCUUUCAGGCCGACGUACCUGACAUGCUACAGGAGGGUAGGCACACACCUACACACAGACAUACUUACCAUACGUUCUUCACACACACACAUACACACACUCACACCCUCUGACUGUAUGUAUCUCUUUGUAGUGGAAUCAGAUGAGUGGGACCAGUCAAAGUUAGAGGAGAAGCUUUGGGAUCCUGACUGUCCUCUCUCCAGCAAACAGAUUGACCAGUUCCUGGUGGUCGCACGGUACGACAUUUAACCUCUAACCCCUGACCUCUCAGUUCCUGUUGGUGGUACCUAAGACCCCUGACCUCAAAACUGUGUGUGUGUAGGGCGGUGGGGACGUUUGCCAGAGCGCUGGACUGUAGCAGCUCGGUCAGACAGCCCAGUCUACAUACGAGUGCAGCCGCCGCCUCACGAGACAUCACACUGGUGAGAGACACACACACACACACCAUUUUUGAAUUGUCCUGAGUUUGACUGUUCGUCUACGGAUGUAACCUUCUUGAACGUCCACGGAUAAACUCUACAAUAUUCUCUCUGCCUAUUCUAGUUCCAUGCGAUGGACACGCUGCAUCGUCAUGGUUACGACCUGUCCAGUGCGUUGAGUGUGUUGGUGCCGUCCGGUGGGCCGGUGCUGUGUCGAGACGAGAUGGAGGAGUGGAGCGCCUCGGAGGCAGCCAUGUUUGAAGAGGCUCUGGAGAAAUACGGAAAGGACUUCAACGACAUAAGACAAGACUUUGUAAGUCUCAGUGUGUGUGUGGAGGGCAGGUGCUCAUGAAUAGCCAAACAUGUUUGAUUGCCUGUGUAUAUAGUAAACUGUGUGUGUGUGUGUGUGUGUUUGCGUCUGACAUGUUGGGUUCAGAAUAACCCUGGUCAGCCUGCUCAUCAAUAUUCAUGAGGGAUCUGACACACAGACGUCAAACACAUGAAAGUUAUUAAUACUUUUCCCUCUCUUUAGCUACCGUGGAAGUCUUUGACCAGUAUAAUAGAGUAUUAUUACAUGUGGAAGACAACAGACAGAUACGUACAGCAGGUAAGUCUCAGUAUCUCUACACCACUCCUGCUAACUAGCUAGCUUGCUUAGCUGUUAGCAGCAUCCAGUGCCAAGCUAUCCUCUGGUCUUUCCUUGGCUUGCAGUCUAACUCUCCUCUCUGUGUUUCUCUCCGAGCAGAAGAGACUGAAGGCAGCAGAAGCAGAAAGCAAACUGAAGCAGGUUUACAUCCCCACAUAGUAAGUGUGUGUGUGUUUGAUUGAGUGUGUGUUAGUGUUGAUGCACAAUGUCCAUAUACACUACAUUACCAAAGGUAUGUGGACAACUUCUUGUUGAACAUCUCAUUCCAAAAUCAUGGCCAUUAAUAUGGAGUUGGUCCCCCUCUUUGCUGCUAUAACAGCCUCAACUCUUCUGGGAAGGCUUUCCACUAGAUGUUGAAACAUUGCUGCGGGGACUUGCUUCCAUUCAGCCACAAGAGCAUUAGUGAGGUUGGGCGAUUAGGCCUGGCUGGCAGUCUGUGUUCCAAUUCAUCCCAAAGGUGUUCGAUGCGGUUGAGGUCAGGGCUCUGUGCAGGCCAGUCAAGUUCUUCCACAUCGAUCUCGACAAACCAUUUCUGUAUGGACCUCGUUGGUGCACGGGGGCAUUGUCAUGCUGAAACAGGAAAGGGCCUUCCCCAAACUGUUGCCACAAAGUUGGAAGCACAGAAUUGUCUAGAAUGUCAUUGUAUACUGCAGCCUUAAGAUUUCCCUUCACUGUAACUAAGGGACCAUUUUUCCUCCUCCACCAAACUUUACAGUUGGCACUAUGCAUUGGGGCAGAUGUGUUCUCCUGGCAUCCGCCAAACUCAGAUUAGUCUGUCGGACUGCCAGAUGGUGAACCGUGAUUCAUCACUCCAGAGAACGCAUUUCCACUGCUCCAGAGUCCAAUGGUGGCGAACAUUACACCACUCCAGCCGACGCUUGGCAUUGCGCAUGGUGAUCUUAGGCUUGUGUGCGGCUGCUCGGCCAUGGGAACACAUUUCAUGAAGCUUCCAACGAACAGUUCUUGUGCUGACGUUUCUUCCAGAGGCAGUUUGGAACUCGGUAGUGAGUGUUGCAACCGACGACAGACUAUUUUUACGCGCUUCAGCACUCGGCGGUCCCGUUCUGUGAGCUUGUGUGGCCUACCACUUUGCGGCUGAGCCGUUGUUGCUCCUAGACGUUUCCACUUAACAAUAACAGCACUUACAGUUGACCGGGGCAGCUCUAGCAGGGAAGAAAUUAGAUGAACUGACUUGUUGGAAAGGUGCCAUCCUAUAACGGUGCCACAUUGAAAGUCACUGAGCUCUUCAGGACGGGCCAUUCUACUGCCAAUGUUUGUCUAUAGAGAUUGCAUGGCUGUGUGCUCGAUUGUAUACCCCUGUCAGCAACGGGUGUGGCUGAAAUAGCCGAAUCCACUAAUUUGAAGGGGUGUCCACAUACUUUUGUGUGUAUAUAUAGUGUAUGUGUAUCUUCAGCUGUUACAUAGGAUUCAGAUUGUAAGCUUUGUUGUGUAUCUACCUCGUUUCGCAGCAAUAAGCCCAACCCUAACCAGCUCUCAGUGACCAAUGGGAAGAUGGCAAUGGUGAAUGGGGCGGGGCCUGGAGCCUACCAUGCAGCGGGGGGAGGACGGGCCUGCGAGAGCUGCUACUGUAAGUACACCUUCCUCCCUUUAUCCAGCCAUCCAGCUCUCCAUCCCUCAUGGGAGACUGAUGAACAGUGUUUAAGAGGAAACCUUAUUGAUGGACUGUUAGAUACUGAUUAUGCUUAUUGAUUAUGCAUUGAUAAGGUGUAUGAGUCUUUAUGUAUGUGUGUGUACAGCGAUGCAAUCAGCCCAGUGGUACUCGUGGGGGCCGCCCAACAUGCAAUGUCGCCUGUGUGUGUCGUGCUGGAUGUACUGGAAGAAGUACGGUGGCCUUAAGAUGCCAAGCAGAGCGGAGGCGCCCGAGGAGAAGACCCCACCCAGUCCUUUGCCCAACGUAAGACCUCACCUUUAACUACCCCACACCUCCCCUUUAACAUUGUUCCCCACUCAACAUAAAACCAAAUUCUGCUUAUUCAAUGUUACUGAACGUUCAGAUAUGGAUAUAUCAUGUAGAACAGUUGUUCUUCUUGGUCAUGGACAACAGGUAUUCAUGUGAGCCUUUUCUCCUUCUCUAGGAGCCUCGGUCGCGUGGCCACGGCCCCCGCCAGUCCAGUCACAUGGUGCCGGUGCGUAACAGCGGCAGCCCCAAGUCCUCCACGAAGACCAAGCAGGCCUUCUUGCUGCAGGCCUCCCGCCUCACCAAGCUGGCACGCCACAUGUGCCGCGACAUCAUCAGACUUCGACGCGCUGCGCGGCGCCCAUUUGUGCCCAUUAACUGUGGCGCCAUAAAGGCAGAGUGUAAGAGCUCCUUCAAUUCCUAACUUCUGCCUCAUGACACACCCAUACAUGGACACACACGCACGAACACACACUCGUACACACACACUGCCCCCUCCUUCACCUUGACACCCCCCUUUCACCCAUCCCCCCCACCUCGCUGCCCCCCCCUCCCACGUCUGUCUCUCUCUCUGUUUUUGUUAUAUUGUAUUAUAUUAUUAUUAUUUUGGUUUUGUAUUCUCCCCGGUUUCAAUAAAGACUGCCUGUCCUCAUGACUUUUGUGUUUCAUCAUCUGUUGGUUUGUCUGUUUUGGUUUGUUUUUAAGUCACUGUAUCAACUGAACAGCCAUUAUAGCCGUUUGAAAUCCAUACAAGCACACACUCUUCUCCAAACAUUUUUCAGAAAAAGUAAUUUUCUAUACAUGCCCACCCAUACACAAACAUAGAUGCAUAUAAUUUAUGCUUGUCCUAUUUUCCAGGCCAAAGUAUAUGAUAGUUGUAGAAUGUAUGCAUAUAUUUAAGGUUAGUUAGAAGUAUAUUUUAAUAAGAAAAGCUCUAUUUUGCGCAGCACAUUGCGUGUUACAUUAAUGAGCCUUUGUAUGUGUGCUUUUCUGCGUGUAUAGGUGCUUUUUCUGCAAGUAAUUGUGUGUAUGAGUGAUCGCUGUGAUUGCUUGAGAGCGGUUUGAUUAGCUAGAGCUCAUCUGACAACACGGAGGAAGAUAAUGAGGAAUGGACAUAAGGGAGAGGAGGGAAAGGAAGGUAGAGGGAGGAGGGGAACAGAAGUAAAAAGUAGUGGCUUCUAUGAAGAUAAUGAUGAUGAUGGUAAUCAGCCCUCCAUUCUCUGCUUUUCUUUCUGAGUUUGAAGCUUGUUUAUUAUUUACUAUUUCUGUGUUGCCAUGUCAACCCACUCCUGCUCCCAUUCUGUCCUGUAAGCAACUCUUACGUGCCCAUAUCAGGACCUUCCUCUGUCCCAGUCAUAUGGACUCAUCUCUAUUUCUCCUACCUUGUCUUGUUCUUCUCUCUUCCACUCCCUCUGUCUCUAUCUCUUCCUCUAUCCAUCUCUCUCUCUGUGAAUGUGACAGUGGUAACUAAUAAAGUCACAGCUGAAACCAUCCUCUCUGAGUCCUUGUGCUUCAUGUGUCUAUGUACCUGUCCAUCACUACAUCAAACAUACCGAUUGGCCAGAGGACCAGACAAGGCCUGCCCCUACAGCAUGGACUCCGCCUCUCUGCCUGCUUCCAUCACACCCCAGUCACACCCUCACCAUGCUGUAUAUGCGUGUGUGUGCAUGCAUGUGAGCAUGUAUGUUUUAGUGUUUUUAUUUUAGGUGUUGUGUUUUAACGUAUAUUCAGUUUGUGUGUGUGACAGAGAGAGCUCUGCUACUACAUCUCCCCACAACCAUCUUAUUCAGUAAGUCGUCUAUAAACACAUCGUUUCAGUCUCAUAAACUGACUGUUUUCAACUCAGACUGAAGCAAGAUAGUUACAGUAGCAGAUUAGUAGUUGCACAGCUAUUUUUAGUGGGUUACAGUUCGUUUCGGAGCCUUCAGAUAAAUUCUGCGUUAGAGAUUAAACAAUACAAGAAAACUACACCGCAUGCAACAGGCACCGGUAGAUUAACCAAAAUGUCUCAAUAUUCCUGAGUCUGACUGUGAAUGACAGUACAGCUGCUUUGUUUGUCACUGGCGGUGUGAUUGGUCAGUAGAUGAGCUGCUGUUUGGUGAUUGGUCUAGAUAUGUUGCGGGUGUCGGAGGGGCAAGUCGGGCGACCAUCCAGAAUCCGGACCACCCAGAGGAGCACCCUGACCAGCGUCCUGCAGUUCCUGGGUAACACACACACACCUACACCUACACACACACACACACACACAAUACCUAAAUAAUGGAGCAAAUACGUCCCACGACAUGUUUCUAUGACAUGAGUAAUCCACAAAGAAUGACAUUCUCCUAUGACAACAAAAACAUAAAAUAAUUAGUGAUAUGGGUAUCAAAUGUGUGAUGUAAUGUGUUCCAGAGUCCCGCCCCGCGAUACACGCCCCCCGUUCUCACCGAACCCUCGGCUUACAAGCCCCCCCCCAACGCCGCCUCCUCUCUUCUCUCCCUUACGGUCCCCAUGGCCUUCUGGGUAAACGCAGCUUCCACCACCACACCAGAGCAGAGCCGGAGAAACGCCCAGGUACACACACUCACACACACACCCACACACAUACAGACACACACUUGCACACACACAUACAAUCACACACACACCAAUUAAUCUCUAUCAUGUUGUCUCCUGUGUCCUUCUGUAGAAAACCCAGGGCAGACAACGGAACCAGUUGUGAGUAACAGUCUUUCUUUUACUAAACACUUUACAUACUGUAGAUUGCGCUCCUACUUGACUACAUUGCAGACGCAUCCCAGAUCUCAAAAUACCUGGAAAGGUUUUAAUAUAUCCGCUAACCACAUCGUAUGACAUACCAAUCUGCCCGACUGCUGCCCAGUUGAUGACGUAGCACACAACUAUUGGUUGAUGAUGCAAUGCAACGUCUGCAAUGUAGUCGGGCAGCAACUACAUUCAAAUACAGACUUCAAAUACAGACAUUUAAGGUUGACUCCGCAAUAUUGCAUCAUUUAACAUGGCAGAUUUUUCUUGGAUGAUUAUGAGGUGCUUGUAUAUGAUUGACAUAUUCUAAUUGUUUGUGAUUGGCUCUUCCCAGCACAACGGCCGUAGCAGUGGAGUCGGAGGGACCAGGGGCAGUGCUAGGGGCGGAGUCAUGAUUAGGAAGCGACGCCCAAACUUGAUCGAUGCCCCUGACGACAGCUUCUUCCUCGUCUCCCGGGAGACCAGGUAGGUGUGGCCUCUGAUUGGCAGCUGGGCUGAUGAUGCGUUCGACUGUCUUAUAUGUGAUUGCCGCGUGACGGCUGAUUAUGCCUGGGACUGACAGCUGAUUGGGCUGAAGCAGCCAUGUCCUAACAAGCUUCGACAACCAUGACUCACCGAGCACAGAAAUAGAAUAAUAGAGAUGAGGACGUAGAAAUGUAAUGAAUAAACAGGUCACAGCUGAGCGUUGAGAUGCAUCAGGAGUUGAGUCUGGGUCAAACUGGGUCAAAUUGGACUAUAGAUGCACACUAAGAAAUUAGGGUUCCUCAAGGGUUCUUUAGGAAGGGUGAUGGUUCUAUGUGGAACCAUACUGACCCAAAACCAUACUGACCCAAAGCACCCUUUGAGCUCUUCAAAGGUUCUUUGCAGUUCAAAAAAGGGUAAUUUUUUUAGUGAUAAUUAAAAUGUAGGGGUGGCGGCUCAAUCAAAUAUUUUGGGGCGUGGUUUGCGCACAGCUCUUUUUGUGCAACCGUGAGUGAGUGUCAUUCCAGUUGAUCUAAUCUGUUGUGUUAUGCUAUUACAUUAUAUUAUUAUAUCUGACUAUGGCCAGUGAUGGUGUCUUGUGAAAGACUUGCGUAAGACCUUGUGUCAGUUGAGAACGGUUGACUCAAUUCUCUCCUCAGGGACCCCCAGCCGUUCCAGAGCUAGCAACCUGAUUCAACUUGUUAAUAAACACAAUAAUACAAUUAAUGCAAUUUUAACAAUUUAAUAUGGCUAAUAAACCCUGCAUGGUUCUACAAAAAACGUUGAGAUUGAGAAAGGUUCUUUAAAGAACCAUUCUCCAUAAAGGUGUUCUAUUUAGCCCCCAAAAGGGUUGUAACCAUAGCGGAACCCUUUUUUGGUGCUAUAUACAACCUUUUUUAAUUGUUCUUUAUAGAAUCUUAGGAAAGGGUUCUUUAUAGCACCAUCCAGGUUCCAUUUAGAACCUUAUGAGCAUGGUUUUUUAUAGAACCUUCAAAAAAAGGUUCCAUGUACCACCAAAAAGGGUUCCGCUAUGGUUACAAGCCAAAGAACCCUUAGUUGGCACUAUAUAGAACCAUUUGGUUUUAGUGUGUGGUCUAUGGAUAUUGUUUUGCUAUGCAUCAACUUGCUAGGUUAAGGGAUAGUUAGUUUAACAUCUUUUAAUGGGGAUCACAACUGUAGGGUACACAGGGCUGAGACUGAAGCCACUGCCAAGCUGAUGAAUGGGACUCCACAGGUAACCAAAUAGGCUCAUCUCAUACAAAACACACUCACAUAAUGUUAUCUCUCUUAAUGUACACACACACACCUGGGCCCGUAUUCAAAAAGUGUCUCAGAGUAGAAGUGCUGAUCCAGGAUCAGUUCCAUAUAAUGUUAUUACGACCUCAAAUGCACCAUCCUACACUCUAAGAAAAAAAGGCUUCCAAAAGGGUUCUUCGGCUGUCCCCAUAGGAUAAGCCUUUUGGAUUUCAUGUAGAACCGUCUGUGGAAAGGGUUCUACAUGGAACCAAAAAGGGUUCUACCUGGAACCAAAAAGGGAUAUUCAAAGGGUUCUCCUAUGGGGACAGCCAAAGAACCCUUUUAGGUUCUAUAUAGCACCUUUUUUUCUAAGAGUGUACAUUAGCACUCCUACUCUGAGACUCUUUGGGAAUACAGGUCCUGACCUCUCGUGCCCUGUUGCAUCGUGGGUCGGCGUGUGUUUCCCUUCCUGUCAGUGACUGGCUGCUUGUUUCAUUUCAGUGCUGCAGCCGUUACACACCUGCUCACGGUAAGCCCCCAACCCCGCACACACACACAUGCACACCCACGUGCACACGCAAAUGUAAGCACACACACACACAUGUGACCUGGGUUACCUGUGGAGUCUGUUUCUCACUUGUGGAUCGUACAGUCCAGUCAACUUGAUAAUGCACUCACACACAGUCCAUGAAAAAUGUCCACCCGCAUCACCCCCCUUUUUCCCUGGAUGAAGGGUUAUUUUAGUCUAAUUGUCUGAUAUUGACCAGGCUUCAGUGGAAAUAUUAUUACUGCACCAUUGGAGCAUCCACUUACAUGCCACUGUGUGCGUGUGUGUGUGUGUUUGUGUUUGUGUGUGUGCCAGAAUACUUCCUCUUCCCAGAAUCUCAGCUGUAAUAUGCUAAUGAGUCUCAUCUGAUUGGCUGACACUAAUUAGAACCAAUUAGAGCUCAGAUAGAGGUCAGGCUGGUGGUGUGUGUGCGCAUUUGUGUUUGUGUGUGUGUGUGUGUGUGUGUAAGAUUACAUAUGCCCAAUGUUUCUAAACAGGUAGAGAUUAGUCUCCCAAGGGUCGGCGGACAGGUUGUUUCCCAUAUUGAAAAUGUUCCAACAUACACGUCUGCACAGGUUCAAGCAUAGGUUGGGCAAGGCAGAAAUGGACGUGCAGGAAAUCCGUUCUGAGCCUUAUGUCUUAAACAUCCCCACCGGACACAACAUUUGUAACUAGCUAGAUGGAGCUUACAGAGAAUAUUUGUGUUUUGCUAGUAAGUAGUUUGCAUGCACCAUGACAGCUAACGUUAGCGUAACAAGCUUACAACCACUAUAGUAACCCUAACUACUGUAUCUGGAUCCGAAUUGUGUCCGCCUCUGUCAUGUUUCUGAGAGGAUUAUUGCUCAAGAGCACAAUUGCCGUUCACAUUCUACGCCCCACCUACCCAAACUCGUGAUUUGUUGGUAGAGUUGUCUGUCUGAAGAGCACUCUCCCCAGAUUUUUUUGUUCUCCCCUUUUGAAGUUACCGAGAAAUUCCCCCAUGUUCCCCAGACCUAAUGCUGUUGCUCUAGGUCUGCGAUUUUCGAGACUAUGAAAGAAUAUAUUCAGUAAAAGGUACUAGCGACUGUGUGUGUGGCACACUCAUACAUUUUCCAUGACUCUGUGACUGGUCCUGCCUCACUAGAUGGAGUGAUCAAUAUUACUGAUUAUAUCACACAGAGAAACUCUCUAAUAAACACUCAGGCAUUCACCAGACAGCCCUGCCCUCAGGACCUGUCUCUCUCUCCAUCUCCCUCUCUCUUUCCUUAAUGCAGUAAAAAACAAUGGCCAAAACAACACAAUAUGCACGCACAAACUCACACACAGUGUCUAUAUUAGCCAAAUUAAAUCCCAGCGUGCGUUGUACUGGAGGUAAUUGAUACAUUUUUCUGUUCAGAGAAAUUAUAAACAACCCUGAGAGAGCGAGAGAGAGAAGGCGAGAUGCUGCCAAUGCUGUAGUAAUAGACUCUCUGCAACAACAGCCCUUUACUUAAUGUAUCUUUCUCUCAGUCUCUCCCAGUGUUUUAGCAGAAUAAAAGGUUAGAGUGAGACCGUGUGUUCUAACGUUCUGUUGAGUUCCCCUCUGAUGUCAUAUCCUGUCCUCUCUGAUGUCCUGUCCCCUCUGAUGUCAUGUCCUGUCUCUCCAGGAGGGCCAGGCGGCUGCUGUCACGGUCCCAGCUGAGGCGCGCCUGUCGACAGCCCUGUGAGCAGAUCACCCUGCGCAAGGCCUCCCAGGCACUACCACAGGGGCCGCUACUCGCCCCUCCACACCCCCACCCCAGCCUCAGGAUGAGGGGACCCAUCGUUAUCCACGACUGA